Messenger RNA from Manduca sexta (tobacco hornworm), 2625 nucleotides. RefSeq names its product glutamate receptor ionotropic, delta-1 (gene Ir76b). Gene Ontology annotation, molecular function: ligand-gated monoatomic ion channel activity. The record is from RefSeq and is a predicted model, not a curated record. Gene Ontology annotation, cellular component: membrane. Lineage: Eukaryota; Metazoa; Arthropoda; Insecta; Lepidoptera; Sphingidae.
CGGCCUUGCAAAUAGCAGCCAAGUAGAUAUGGUAGCGGCGUUUAUGCCAAAGUUGAUUGUUUUUCAAAAAAUGGUUACUUUCUCUACUGACUUGGAUGAAGGUGUUUGGAUGAUGAUGCUCAAAAGACCGCAGGCAUCCGCAGCUGGUUCUGGACUUUUGGCACCUUUCAACAAUCUUGUUUGGUACUUAACUUUGGCAUCCGUAUUGUCCUACGGUCCCUGCAUAACUCUUCUAACAAGUUUGCGAUCAAAGCUGGUCGGCGAUAAGGAACGUACCUUACCACUAUCGCCUAGUUUUUGGUUUGUGUACAGCGCAUUUAUCAGGCAAGGCACUAAUUUGGCUCCCGAGGCUAACACGACAAGAAUACUCUUUGCAACAUGGUGGAUUUUCAUAAUAUUACUAUCAGCGUUCUACACGGCAAACUUGACAGCUUUUUUAACACUAUCGAAGUUCACGCUUGACAUCGAAACCACUCGUGAUCUUUAUAAAAAGAAUUACAGAUGGGUAAGCGCUGAAGGUAGCGCUGUUCAAUACAGCGUAACAAAUCCAAACAGCGACUUAUAUUACUUAAACAAAAUGAUCAAUAGCGGCAGAGCGUUGUUCCGUAACUUUCGUCACAAUUUUGAGUACCUUCCUAUGGUAAAAUCGGGUUCGGUUCUCGUAAAGGAAGAUUUGGCUAUAGACCACCUCAUGUACAAUGACUAUGUGCAGAAGACCAGAGAAGGGAUGAGUGAGAGCGACAGAUGUACUUACGUGGUCGCGCCUACAGCUUUCAUGAAGAGACAAAGAGCAUUCGUGUAUCCACUAGGCAGUAUUUUGGAGAAUUUAUUUAAUCCCGUACUUCACUAUAUACUUCAAGCUGGUAUAAUCGACUUUUUGAAAGCGACGGAUUUGCCUUUAACGAGAAUUUGUCCGCUAGACCUUCAAUCUAAAGACCGGCAACUGAGGAAUACAGAUUUGAUGAUGACUUACUUUAUAAUGGCUAUUGGUUUAGCUGCAGCUCUGGCAGUUUUUAUUGGCGAGCUAAUAAUAAAGCGCUAUUCCCGAGUGAAGAUAAAAACAUUGAAACGGAAGCGUCCGAAACGCGCCAAGGCAUCGAAACCCGACGACAGCCGCCCGCCGCCAUACGAGUCUCUGUUCACUAAAACCCAGCACUCAUCGAGAAAGUCGCACAAGCAAAUCAUCAACGGCCGGGAAUAUUACGUGUACCAGAAUGGUGUGGAUGGUACUAGACUUGUUCCAGUUAGAGCGCCUUCUGCUUUUCUGUAUCGAUAAAGCAUGAUUAUACAUGUUUUUGGUUUCGUUUUUCUUCUUGGCGAAUCUUUAUUUGACAAUAAUAUUCACUGGUGGUAGUUCUCUUAUAUGUGAGAGUCCGCCUGGGUAGGUACCACCGCAAUGUCUAUUUCUGCCGCCAAGCAGCAGUGUGUAGUCACUGUUGUGUUCCGGUUUGAAGGACAUUGUAGCCAGUGUAACUACUGGACAUAAUGAGACUUAACACCUCAUGUCUCAAGAUGGCGAGCGCAGUGGAAUACCAAACAGUACUUUGUAAUUCAAGGUGUUGGAUGGUGUUUUUAUGGGCGGUCGUAUCGCUUACCAUCAGGCGAACAGCAAGCUCGUCUCAUCACUCAAAGCAAUAAAAACAUAUAAAAAAAGUGUUUUUGAAAAUUAUGUUUUAAAAUAUUCUAUGUUUAUUGAAUUAUUAAGAAUUGACUUACCGCCAUUUUAAAUGAACGAUCUCAAUCGCUUUUUUCUAUGUAUCUCAAAGACCAAUCAGAACAAAGUUUUUUUUGAGGUGCUUAACAAUGAGUUAUUUUGAUUGGUUCAUUUUGUUAAUUGAAUUGAAGGUUGAGAUUAAUAUUAAAAAGCUGUUAGUUAUAUUCGUUAAAUCGUUUCAAUUAUAAUAAAAUCAUAUUUUAUGCUAAAUGCUCGUUGUGAACACAUGAUAAAUAUCUUAAGUAGGUCAUAAAAUUAAUAUGUUUGACACAAAUAUAACACUAAGAAUGUGUGUAUUUAAUCCUUUCAAUUAUAAUCAAACAAUAUUUUAUGCUAAAAGUUCAUUAUGAACACAUGAUAAAUAUCUUAAGUAGGUCAUAUAAUUAAUAUGCAUUACACAAAUACUAUAAUAAGGAUGUGUGUAUUAGAAAUAUAAUAGGAUAUAAAUAAUUUAAGAGGUGUACAACAAAGAACCCUAUUAACUUACUAUUCGUAAAUCUUAAUACAUACCAGUGGCACAGAGACCAUACAACCAGAUUCAUGUCGGCUCCCCUUUCGCAAUUUAUGUAAAAUGGAAUUAUUAGAAUGUUUUAAUGACGCAUUUAUGAAUAUUAAUACCUAUAUCAUGUCGGGUUACCUUUGGAAAAUUUCGCUCUUCGCUACUGAUACAUUUAGUCCAUUACCUACGUCUCCCUCCACUCUGAGUACCAUAAUAGUGUCUUCUGUUUUAACACGAACUUUUCGCAGUAUUCAAUAGUUCUAAUACUAGAACCUUUACUUAAGUCACGUAUCAUUAUUGUCAUAAAGAAAAUUAGAUCCACCUCUAUUAGUAGAUAAUAAUAAUUUAAAUCACCUUACUUUGAGCACUGUAUUUUAAACGGAGCAGAACAAAAUAAAUGUUUGAAUUGAAA